UAUAUUUUUCACUAUUGGUUUUGAUAGAUAUGCAUGAUUUACUUUUACUAUAAAAUUGGUGAAAUAACAAAUAAUAUCCUUUUCCUUUUUUUUGUUGGUGAUUUAACCAUAGACAACGAAAUCUUUAUUUCAACUUCAUUAUUUCCCCUCUAUGACCUCAACUGAUCUUGAGCUAUAAUUUAUACAAGCUUAUACUUCUAAUAUUAUUGGGCUUUAAAUAUUCUUUAGAAAUUAUACCAGUUGUACCAUAUUCUUUGUGUGAGCGUGUGCACUCUGUUCACACAAAUGGGUGGCUUGAAACGUGAUUAUCUAUUAAAGGAUUAAACACUAACUCUCAGCAUAUAGGCCUAAUAAAGUAAGGUAUUGAUCUGUACCAGUUGAUAAUUCUGUUACGCGGACUUCGCACUAAGCCAUAUAGUUGUCGUGUUGAUUGACAAUGUGACAGACAUGGGUACGUGAAAAACUAGGGGCAUUGUUGUGAGCUUUUUGUUUACAGUUGAAAUCCUUAUUUAGAAAUCUAUUUUUUCUUGGAUAAAUGCUACGUGAUGCUUCUCUUUUUCUAAUAAUAAUCACAUAAAACAUCCCAGAGUUUGACAUUGGUUUCAAAUUAAACUUUGAAAUUUCAAUUGCAUUAAUCUCAACCUGAUGGUUUUAAUUGCAAUUUGAAUACCCUGUAAGUCUCCUUGAACUAAAAAUAACAAAAACCCAAUUCAACUAUACUUAUUUCCUAUCUGAACACCUUUCACAUGAAUCCCAGACUGUAUUUUGGCACCAAAAAAGACUACAAAAUGACUUAAAAACUCAAACAGAAAAAUACAUUUUAUUGAAGAUCUAUCAUUUCAUGAUUAUUAUUUGGGGGGGGGGGGGGGGGGGGGGGGGUGUGGGGCACUAUGUUUGAGUACUACUAUAUGAUCCAUUGACAAGAGAUACAAUUCCCCGUUUCAACAUGCAAACAGGGCAUUGGGCAUGGCAGCUUGCCAAAAUGUGGACACAAAUCCGAUUAUGUUUGUGCAAUUUUGAAAAUUGACCAUAUUAUAGAUGCAUGCAGAAGUACCUUUAGAGAGUAAAGAAAGGAUUUGAAGUGCUGCACUUGUACUUCUGCACAGUUUUAAUAUAUACAGAUUUAUACCUGUGAAAGUUUUUGAAUAGAUAUUAGGGUGAUCAUGACUGCGUUGUCAACAUGUGCUUGACAUACCAUCAUUGGGUUGAAGAUUCUUCAAAAUGGACAGGAUGUUCUAGAUCAAUUCAAACAGGAUUUGUCCAACAGUUGUUUUAUAAUUAUGUCAAACUUUUAAAGAUAUCCUUCUAGAGAAGAUGCCCCUAGUGGCAACUGAGAUCAUUUAGAUGCUUCAUUGGGAUUUUCAUUCUAAGUCUUCUCCAAAGAUAGUUGAAGAAGCUGGUGGCACAGUUACUUGCAUGGAUGGUGGAAAGUUCUGUGUGUUUGAUAGAUCUAUUUUAGUAUCCAACGGUGCACUGCAUGAAAAGCUUUUGGAGAGAAUUGGACCUGCAACAGAGAAAUUGAAGAGCAAAGGAACUGAUUUCUCAUUGUGGUACAAGCCUGAAAGUUUGCGUGCUAAAUUAGGUCGUCUAAAUUAGAUUGAGAUGGUUGUUGCUGUCCUAUCUUUGCGUGCUAAAUUAAGAAAGCUGGUGUGACUGUUUGUGAUUGGAAGGGAAAACUUAUUAAAGCUUGGGUCAAGCAAAUCACUUCAUGCCCUGUUGCUACCGUAUAAGCCUUUGUUGUAUGCUUAGGAGUGCAAUUUAGUUAGGAAAGAUAGUAGUGGAAGGAACCCUCCACAUUGUUAAUAAAAUUUUGGCUAGUAUAUUGACUGGCUUUUGGUCCAGCUUCAAAGUUCAGAGGAUUUCUUUUUAAUAGGAAGAUUGACUCUGUCACUACGACACAAGGAAAAGAUAGGCUUACAUCAAUUAGGCUACCGUAUCUUGAGUUGGCCCAUAUUUUGGGUUUCCUUUAGCCACUUAUUUAUUAUGUUAAUAUGUAAGUAAAUUGGAAUGAGAGGUUCAUAAAGUUAAUAAUAUAUAUAUUCAUGAAAAAAAAAGGUUUAUGUA
This is a messenger RNA of Quercus robur (English oak), 2064 nucleotides long. Its product is annotated as phosphatase IMPL1, chloroplastic-like. Lineage: Eukaryota; Viridiplantae; Streptophyta; Magnoliopsida; Fagales; Fagaceae. The record is from RefSeq and is a predicted model, not a curated record. The coding region runs from base 1345 to 1596 and encodes 83 amino acids. The transcript has 4 exons.